GCAGAUGCCCCAGAGGAUCGGCCAGACAACCCACUCGUGGAAAAUAACCAGGACGCUGGACCAGUGGCAACUAAUGAUAACUUACCAAGGAAGCCACCUCGAACGUCAAUUAAGGAUAUCGCUUUGACUCGUGAAAAAGCCAGCGAGCACCAGAGAUCCAAAACCAACAAACACAUUCAUGAGGACAAGAAGAACACACGGCCUCUGUGUCAGCAGCAGCUGGACCAGGUCCUGGAGAGGAUCUCAUCCAUGAACCUUCCUGACGAGAGGGGACCGCUGGAACACCUCUACGCCCUUCACAUCCCCAACUGCGACAAGCACGGCCUCUUCAACCUCAAACAGUGCAAGAUGUCCGUGAAUGGUCAGCGAGGAGAGUGCUGGUGCGUCAAUCCCCAGAACGGCAAGCCGAUCACUGGAGCACCCACCAUACGAGGGGACCCAGAGUGCCAUCUUUAUUAUCCGGGCAACGAGGAGGAGCGCAAGCAGCGUGCACAGUAG
Messenger RNA from Staurois parvus, 498 nucleotides. NCBI's taxonomy places the organism in Eukaryota, Metazoa, Chordata, Amphibia, Anura, Ranidae. The record is from the annotation of a GenBank genome assembly.